UACGCUCUAGAACACCCUAUUCCAAGCUGAAAAAGAAUCGAACACCAAAAAUAUAUACAAGAAAGGAAUCACGUACACAGAGAUGCCACUUUUUUCUCCCAAAUUUUCUCGCUCUCCAAACAACCCUUACGCCAUCCUGUUCCCCUCCACUCUCCUCCCGAACAUAAGAUCAAUUCCCACCAUGUCACUUUCCUCGUCAUCACCUUCAACUUUACCGCACCAACAAGAUUCAAACGAAGCUCAAGUUCUGAAAUACCACAACCAGACCAAACACUCCUUUACCAACUACGCUAGAGGCCCUCGGGGACUCGACUGGGCCAAUCAGCCCAAACCCUUUCGCCGAUUCGAUUCAGCCCCACUCGUUCCUCUCCUCCACCCUCCGCCGCCUAACCAAACGCCUCCGCCUUACUCGUCCGUCUUCCUCAAUCUUCCUCCUCCCAAACCCAUUUCCAAGUCCACCAUUUCUCAGCUCUUCUUCGAUUCUCUAGCCAUUUCAGCUUGGAAGACUACUGGGUUCUCCACCUGGUCGCUCCGUGUUAACCCCAGCAGCGGCAAUCUCCAUCCCACCGAGUCUUACAUCAUUGCCCCGGCUAUUGAGUCGGUGUCUGACUCGGCUUUCGUGGCUCAUUAUGCACCGAAAGAGCAUUCUUUGGAGGUCAGAGCCGAAAUUUCAUCCGGGUUCUUGCCCAAGUUUUUCCCCAAGGGCUCGUUUCUCAUUGGAUUUUCGUCGAUUUUUUGGAGAGAGGCUUGGAAGUACGGGGAACGGGCGUUUCGGUAUUGUAAUCACGACGUGGGUCAUGCCAUUGCCGCGGUGUCGAUGGCCGCGGCGGAGCUUGGUUGGGAUGUGAAGGUUCUUGAUGGUUUGGGGUAUGAGGAUUUGAAGAAGCUAAUGGGCCUCGAAAUUUUACCGGAAUUUGAAAUUCCGGCACGGCCGGUGAAAGGAAAGUUUCCGGUGAUUGAAUUUGAGCACCCGGAUUGUGUGCUUGUUGUUUUUCCUAAUGGGGUUGGUGAGUUUAAUGUGAAUUACAGAGAAUUGAGCAUGGCAAUAUCUCGAUUUUCGGAACUGAAGUGGAAAGGGAAGCCUAAUGUGCUUAGCAGAGAGCAUAUUUGUUGGGAUAUAAUCUAUAGAACCGCAGAGGCUGUGAAAAAGCCAUUAAUGAUAGAACAUAAAUUCUCAAUCGAUCCAUUUCAUAGCAGUGGGCUCUUUAAUGAAAGUUCCUAUAAGAAUUUAACAGUAAGUGAGGUUGUUAGGAAGCGGAGGAGCGCAGUUGAUAUGGAUGGUGUUCAUGUAAUGCAGAGAGAUACGUUUUAUCAGAUACUGUUACAUUGUCUUCCCUCAGGUUCUCAAAAUGGGGGAAAGCAAGGGAGACAAUUGGGGUUGCCAUUUCGGGUUCUUUCUUGGGACUCUGAAGUUCAUGCUGUUUUAUUUGUUCAUAAGGUUGCAGGACUGCCAAGUGGUUUGUAUUUCUUGGUGAGGAAUGAAGAUCAUUUUGAUGAUCUUAAGAAAGCGACGAGAUCUAAUUUCAAGUGGGCAAAACCUGAGGGUUGUCCUGAUGAUCUCCCUCUGUAUGAACUCACUAUAGGUGAUUUUCAGGAGCUGGCCAAAAGGAUAUCAUGUCAUCAGGACAUUGCCGGUGAUGGCUGCUUCAGCCUUGGUAUGGUGGCUCAUUUUGAGGGUACCUUGCAGAACAAGAGUGCAUGGAUGUAUCCACGCUUAUUUUGGGAAACUGGAGUUCUGGGUCAGGUGUUGUACCUUGAAGCACAUGCUGUUGGCAUAUCUGCAACUGGCAUUGGCUGCUACUUUGAUGAUGCUGUGCAUGAGCUUCUUGGACUGAGAGGAUCAAGUUUUCAGAGUCUAUAUCAUUUUACUGUAGGUGGCCCGGUUCUGGACAAGCGGAUAAUGAGCUUACCUGCAUAUCCUGGCCCUGCUGUUGAUUCAUGAUUCAUGAUUGCAGGGUCAAGCUAGUACUUGGAUAACAUUGGCAACCUGUGCUGACUUGCAUGGUGCUGGAAUAUCAACUCCACGCUAGUAGUCAAAUACCCAUUAUUAUUAUUAUUCAAGUUAUAGAAAUUGGCUGGUUGUAUUUAAGCAUCUUGUAAGACCACUGUAAAUUUGUAAUGUAAUGCUUCUAGCCCAGCAUGUUUUCUCAGAUGUAUAGCAAUUCAUUUGACUGCCUUUUGUCAAUUUACCAUUUGGGUUUAUUUUAUGGCAUUUAUGCGCAGUGCACUUUUGAAUA
Molecule: messenger RNA, 2237 nt
Organism: Vitis riparia (riverbank grape)
Lineage: Eukaryota; Viridiplantae; Streptophyta; Magnoliopsida; Vitales; Vitaceae
Exons: 3
Coding region: 83-1942 (619 amino acids)
Molecular function (GO): oxidoreductase activity
Source: RefSeq, a predicted model, not a curated record